UCACGGCAUCCGAAUAAUAUAUCUAUUAAUGAUGUAUGAAAUCACAAGAAUAUCGGUAUAUUUAAAUAUAUUUAAUUCAUUAAAUCUCAUAUACGCUGGUUACUUGGAAGCUGGAUCAAACUACGUAAAACCAAAGUUAGAAAGAAAUAAUAUUGUAAAUAAGGGUUUAUGGAUUAGAAAUAAUAGGGACAAAAAGUAUACAAGUGAUUUUAUAUUUAGAGCUAAUUCCCUUGAUACUGAUAAUGUACUUCAGAACAACUAUGAUGCGUUUGGACAGAACAAUGUGGCAGGUUCGGCAUUUUUUUCUGGAUUUAACAUGGAAAGGAACAAACGGUCACCGAAUGAUACCUCAAAACCACAUUCUACCAAGAUAGUGAAAUGCAAUAAUAAUUCUAAUUGUCCAAAUGUCGGAAUUGAAUCUAAAUUUAUUUCAACACUGAAACCAGCAUCAAUAUUUAAUGACUAUCCGUAUGAAAUUGCAGUACUUCUCGGUCAAAAAAAAGAUUACCUUCCAUUUUUGACUGAGAAAGAUAUCGAAAAUAAUGAAGAAAGAUUGAACAAUAAAGAGAAAAAAUCCAUCACCCAACAAAGUAUUAAAAAUAACUUAAACAGAGAAAAAUCUUCGAGCGUAAAUGAUUUAACGUACACAAUAUUUCCCAACGAAAAUACAAAUAAACCUCACGCUAAUAGAACUAGUAUAAUACCAAAACGAAGUAUGAAUCAACAUGAUUAUGGAACUGAAUUGAUAAAAAAAAUUGAGUUCACUGAAGAUUUUAAUAUGACAGACCCUAACUUUAAUAAAAUAGAUAGAAACAAAUUUGAUAAGGAAGAUUUGGCUUUGCAAAAUGCUCCCACAACAAAUAUUAAUGUAUACAAAAUCUUACCGAAGAGACUUGAUGAUGUAAAACACAAAUCUUUAAAUGAAAGAGGUUUAUUAAAGGUAUUGACAAUGCUUACAAAAACAUUCAAAAAAAUUACGAAACAACAUCAAGACAUAAAAAGAAUUCAUAACAAGUUAUAUGACCUUAAUGAUGACUUUACAAAAAAUUCGGAAUUAUUAACAGGAAAAUUUGAAGACUUUAAUUCCAAAUAUUUAUAUAUGAUGAAUCUUAAUGAUAAACUUAAAAUAAUGGAAGCUAAGUUGACUGAAAAGGAGCAAAAGUUUAAUGAUAAAGAGAAAGACAUGUCUAAAAAUUUAAAAGAGUUUGAAAACCAGCAAAAAAAGUUCCUAGGACAGCAGCGACAGUUUUACAACGUGCAAAAAUUAAUGCUAGCGCAAAAUGAAAAGAUAAACUUUAAACAGAACGAAAUAGCAAAAACUCAAAGUGAAAUAUCCCACAGACAAAUCAAUUUUGCUCGGAUUUUAAAAAAGGCUAAACAAAUUCUUAUGAACUCUAGAAACAUGAGCCCUACGAAAUUAAAUACGGCAAUAGCUAAACCAAAAAUAAAGCUAGGGGAUGAAAAAGUAGAGCCCCUAAGAGUUGUUAACACUUCAAAAUCUACCACCACCACUGCAAGACCCGAAACAACUGAAACAGUGAAAAUUAAUUUAUUUUCGAUACCAACUUUAAAUCGACUUGAAAAUCAGGACCAAAUGAUUUUAGACGAGAAAGAUUACCAACCAGUCGACGAAUUAAUAUACAAAUAUUAUUUUAAUAACACAUUCAUAGAUGAUUUGAUGAGAAGAAAAAUUUUAGCAACGUUCAUAGCAGCUUCGGAAGCGACAGAUAGCAAUGUAACAAAAAAUAAAAGAAAUGGAAAGGCUAACACGACAACGACACUUAUGGUACCUGUUAAAAAUACAGUUGAAUCCAAUUAUAGGCCUAGGAGUAGGCGUUGGGUUAAGCAUUCUACAAAGAACAAUCAAAAGAAAUCUUCCAAAGGUUCUCCAACUACUGUUAUUAAUACGGAGCCUAUUCAUAAAGAAAAUAUAGUAUAUACUGCUAUUAACAAUGAUAAUUUGAAAAAAGAUAUUACUAAAAAAGUUGACCCAUUCAUUACCAUGGCACUCAGCUUUUGUAGGGAAAUUGGACAGAAUUCAAACCAACAAAACAUGAAUUGGUGUGUGGAAAAAGCGCUCCGAAGAUUAAAAGUAAUCGAUUUGAAAAUGUCACCGUUGAUGGCUGCAAGGCCUCCUGCGUCACUCAGUACCACAGCUCCGGAAAUAAGUCAAAAUGAAAUCACGAUAUCACUUACAGAAACAUCCCCGACUCCAAAACUACAAAAGCAAAAUGCCCAGAGUCCAGUAACAACUGAAGACAUCAAUGCUGUCAUGUAUUUUCCCGACAACGACGAAUUGGAGAACAAAUUAAAGGAAUAUGAUUUAAAACCUGAUCCAGAAGGCACAGUUUACUAUGAUGGGAGUUUGCACGCCAGCGAUAUUGCACGAAUUGGUGAUACGGACAGCGGUGGUUUCUCAGACAUAAUGCCAGGUCUCGACAGCAACUCACGAGUCCAAGUUGACCCCUUGGCCUUUGAUCUACAGGCCCAAAGACGAGCUGAUGUUAGAAAAGUGUUUUGUGUUACGUUGUUGGCGGUUGCAUUUACUUUUAUCGUGAUAUUGACUAACGUUUUUAUAGACAUCGAUGGAUUACUAUCGAAUAAGAAAAAAUUUUCAGACUUGCCAGACAUUUCCCCAAUACCAGAACCUUUUAUAUAUGAUGAAGAUAGUCCACUGGACUUACCGAAAUACCUUAUUUCUAAUGAAGAUAAAAAUUAUGAUAGUGAAACAAAUCCAUUAUAUAGAACUAAAAGAUCCAUAGAAUCGGAAACCGGUUAUCAGGUAAAAAGUCCUGCAAUGAAAAAUAUGCUAACUAGACGAUUUGCUAGCCUUCUAGAAGAAUUAGACGUGGAAAACACUAAGAAAGAAAUUAAAUUUGAAAUAACAACAACAAAAGAAGUAGGCAGAGUUACAAAAAACGAUGAAGAUUAUACGUUAUCAAUUAGAAAUAAGGACUUACUGCAUUUUGCAAUGCAUAAUAUACUUUUGCAAGGUUUGAAACGGCAUACGGACUUAAACGAUAUUUAUAAAAAAUUUCAUGAACUUAUAAAAAUCUUUAAUAAACGCCGCAUCAGGGAUGUUUGCGGAAGCGAGAGUGGACUGCUUCUAUGCCACAAUGCGCAAAAGAUCUGGCUCCCUGGUGCGAAGGUUUUGGGGGAGCACCAUCAACAUCCUGAAGAUGAAUUCUGGCAGUUGCCUUUGCAAGCACUAAGUACACAAAAUAUUGUGUGUAUCCAGUGCUUCAUUAUGGGGCAGUCUAAAAGUCCAGUACAUUUAUUAUUUAUAGAUGAAAAACUCACAAUAUUGAAUACUAUUGCCAACUCUAAAGAAGCAAUAAAAGAGGUACCUGAAAUAAUAAAACGUUAUCAUUAUAACGAAGAACAUAAGUUUUUUGAAGAAAUAAUGAAAUGUAAAAAGUUGGCAGAUCAAGUAGCAGGAACCACUGUUUCUAGUGACAUUAACACUAAAAAUGAAAAUAAAACUGAAAAAGAUGAUAAAGUUGUAACAAUUAAAGUUGUCAUUGAAAUCAGUGAUAAAAACCAAUCUAAGGUAUCAAGUAAAACACAAAAAAAUGAAAAUGUAGAAGGGCUUAUAAAGUUAAUAUAUAAUGGAAAACCAAUCAAAAUAAACCAAUUUCAUGAUGAAAUAAUUUCCCAAAACUCUAGCAAGGCUAAAGAAAUUCGAGAUACUGAAGAAAUAAAGAAUUCUGUUAAUAAUAAAGCCUACAGUAAAGAAAAUAAAGUGAAAAACAUGGAAAUGAUUAAAAAUAAUCAUACGUAUACACCAAGUCCUUUGCUUAAAACAGUAUUAGAUGAGUAUUAUUUACAAAAAGUUAAAACGCAACGCUCAAAGAGGCAAAUUAAAAUUAGAUACUCAAAUAAUGUCACAAAAUCGUCCAAAACAGAAGAUGUCGCUGAGGGCAAAGAUGACGAUGACUUUUAUAUAGAAAUAGAAACGCAUUUCGAUGGAAAAGGUAUAAAAGGAGAAAAAAAGAAAAAACUUGUGAGGAGUCUCAUUGAUAAAAUACAAAAAGCUCUACACUCUGAUAUUCAAAAAAGGCAUGAUAGUGUUGAACACAUUAAAUUUGUUAAGCGGAUGCAGGAUCCUAUUUAUAGCCAAAAUAAAAUUUCCCUCUCACAUAAAUUAGCACCUUUGGAGCCUAUUGAACAUCGGCAAAUUGAUCCUAUAGGAAAAACUUCGGAGAUUAUUGAAAAUAUAGCUGAUAAAAACGGCGUUGCAUGGAAAAGGCAAUAUAAUGGUCCAAACUUUUUAUCAGUUUCCAAAUCUGUCAAUUCUGCUGAGAUGAACGAGCUUAAAGUAGACUAUGACAGUAUUUUAAAGAAUGGUAUCUCAAAAAGAUUACAAAGACCUCUAAUUACAGAAACAGUUGACGAAGAUGGUAGUACUGGGUUAUUAAAUCCUAAUUCUGGUAACGUAACCUUGUUUUUAAAAGACAUUGGCAGUUCUGGUUUUUCAAUUGGUUUUAAUCAAUACGAAGGUGAACCGCCAGAUAAAGAUAGUAUGAAAAUGUUUAACGGGAUAGAAAAUCUAAUUAGAGAAUACCAUAACACAUAUGAUCAGGCAGAUAAUAUAAGUAAUGAAUCGGUUCUGCGAGCAAACAACAAUUUAAAUUUAGUUGAAACAGGUCACGAAAUUGCGAAAAGAAAUGUUGAGAAUUUACAUAAUAUUUACAGACGUUCAAUAGCGCAAGUAGGAACGAACUAUUAUAAUGCUAAUAUAUAUAGUAUAGUUUUUAAAAAAGAUCCUUCAUUUGAUAAAUAUCUUAAUACAAUCAUAAAUAAUAAUAUACUAAAUCUACAACACAAUCAAGAAUUAAAAUUUCGUAGUAGAAUCCGCCAUGGUAAAAAGAAACAAUUUAAUGCAAAAAGUAAUGACAUUCUGCUAUUACCUAGUAACGUAUCCUUAAGAAAAAUGCCUUUAACUGUAGAUGAAAGUAUCCUAAACAAGAAACUAACACCUUCUAAAUUUUUUACGACUGCUAACCUUGUUAACAGGAAUAGAAGAUCUUUAAGCAUGAAAAAGAUCUCAAGCUUAAAAUCUAAAAUUAAGUUAAAUCGAUUCUUAAAUACGAAAGCAAUGGCGAGUAAAAACAUAUUUUUGAUGAAGAAGAGAAAUAAACGCCAAGUUAACAAUGUUAAAAUUAUAACAAAAGAUAGGCCUAAGGCACCACCUAAGAAUUCAGAUGAAAAUAUAUUUUUUAUUUCAAGAGAAAAUACUUAUUCGGACAAAGAAACUAUGAUAAGAGCUGUUGAAACAGCCGAUACAAGGAUACAUAAUAAAAACAAUGAAUAUUACGAUGAGGAAUCGCCAUUUGAUAAUAUAUACAGAAUUCAAAAUCCUAAUUCACAAGUCGGCCUUGCCGGGAAUGUAUAUAACACAGCUUUAAGGUCAAAUAGACUUAUGUCUCAAUAUCCUCACAUUUUGUUGGAUAAUUCCAAAUCAAAAGAAGAAGCAUAUUUUAAUGAAAAUUACUAUAGGACAAAUGAUAAGCCAUAUAGAAUUGAACCAUCGGCUAAACCAGCAAUUGGUGAAAAAGAAAUUGAAUCAGCCACUGAACAUUAUCAUGCUACAGAUUUGCAAAAUUUAAGUGAACCUAAGGUUGAGCAACUUCUUGGGGCUCAAAUACAACCAGGGAGAAAUUAUAAAAUUACCGUUAAAAUGUCACCAAAGAACAAAACGAAUACAAAUCAACGGUUUAAAGAAGUUCAUACCACAGUUAAUAAAAGUUUUGACGAACACGGCUUACGUUAUUAUACUUUGCUUAACGUAUCUCAAAUAUCUAAAAUAGAAACACUAAACAAAAGUGAAGGCACAAAAGAUAUGGUACAAUCUCUAAGCGAUCCCUUAAGAUACCAUCAAAAUCAAAUUAAAGAGUUAUUAAAACUACACAAAAAAACUGUCGAUUUACAAUUGAAUACUUUGCUAAGAGAAAGUGGUCACUUGGCAAAUUUGAUUGAAAUGAACAAAAAGUAUAGUAUGAAUAAAACAAUAAAUCUAUUAACCAAUAACGGAAAAAGUUUAGAAAAUGGAGGAAUAUUAUUAGAUUCUCUGAGAAUACUGCAAGAUACAACCGAUUCAAUUACCGUUAAACCGAUACCAACUACUUCGAAACUUAUAAAUGCAUUACCAUUUACCACUGAAAUACCAAAGACAGAUAGAUCUAUAAUUCUAGAUACAAUAAAACAAAACGAGAAAGUGACAUUUCAGAUAUUGAAAAAAAUAGAUACAAAUACUCAAAUACUACAAACAUUCCUGCAAAAAAUUUCUGAGAAAUUAGAUUUAGAUAAAAAAGAUCAUACUACAGUUAAAACUACAGAAAAUUCUGCUGUGGAAGUGAAGUUAGAUCUUUCUAAAAAUUGGAAAACUUAUGGGGUAAAUAAAGACACGUUCUUCAUUUCCAAUGAACGUCAAAAUGAUACAAUACCCUUUGUUUAUGCGUACCAGCAAAGCAUUCCAACGAAAAAUAGGACUCCACCACAAAUUUUGACCAGCAUUGUAUACCAUGGGCAUAUACACUCAAAUGCAGUUAACAACUUAAACAGUGAUAAUUUCAAUAAUCCCGCACCUAAAAUAGAACCCAAUGUACUUGUUAACACAAAUAAUAGUAAAAGGAAAUUAAACGAGUCGAGAUUAUUUUUGAAUGAAUUAAACAAUUUCCAUGUUAUUCCAAACAAGGAAAGUGUAAUAUCAGCGAAUAUAAAAUUAAAUACCACUGAUGUAUGAGUAUAAAACUGAGGGCUUUUUUUUCUUUUUGGCAUCGCUUCGAGCGGUUUUAUUUUAAAAUGACAAUUUAUUAGAUAUAACCUUGAACUCUAUAUCAGGUUUUUAAUUCCGAAACAAAACAUCAACCAUAUUUAAA
This is a messenger RNA of Pararge aegeria (speckled wood butterfly), 6881 nucleotides long. RefSeq lists its product as uncharacterized. The transcript has 14 exons. NCBI's taxonomy places the organism in Eukaryota, Metazoa, Arthropoda, Insecta, Lepidoptera, Nymphalidae. The record is from RefSeq and is a predicted model, not a curated record. Bases 29 to 6745 code for a protein of 2238 amino acids.